Onthophagus taurus is the source of this 1532-nucleotide messenger RNA. Its product is annotated as isocitrate dehydrogenase [NAD] subunit gamma, mitochondrial. The record is from RefSeq and is a predicted model, not a curated record. NCBI's taxonomy places the organism in Eukaryota, Metazoa, Arthropoda, Insecta, Coleoptera, Scarabaeidae. Gene Ontology annotation, biological process: isocitrate metabolic process; tricarboxylic acid cycle. Gene Ontology annotation, cellular component: mitochondrion.
AUUCACAGAUGGCGUAAAUAUCGAAUAUAACCUAAAUUACUCAUGUGAUGAUAUAAGAGGCUCUCCACCAAAUUUAGGCGAAAUAAACAGUGUUUUUUAAAAAAAUUUUCCCCUAAAUUUAACUUUAAAAAGUGAUUCUGCAACACAAUGGCCGCCACAGUUUUUGGAAAACGUUUUGUCGACUUGGGAAGAACACUCAGAAAUGCAUCUACUAUGUCAGCUUUUGAACUUCAACAUAAAACACCAUUAGUUCGAAAACAAACUCCAAUUCCUAUUGCAUUAUAUGGUGGUCGUCAUGCAGUAACAAUGUUACCUGGUAGCGGUAUUGGCCCAGAACUUAUGAAUUAUGUAAAAGAUGUUUUUCGAUAUGCCGGCGCACCAGUAGAUUUCCAAGUAGUUAAUAUUGACCCGAAAAGUGAUGAUAACCAAGAACUAGACUACGCCAUCACGUCAAUUAAACGAAACGGCGUUGCUAUUAAAGGAAACAUCGAGACGAAAAGCGAAAGCGCUGAGGUUCAAUCGCGUAAUGUUGCGAUUAGGAACGAAUUAGACUUAUAUGUUAAUGUUUUGCAUUGCAAAUCGUUCCCCGGGGUUCAAGCCAGACAAAAAAAUAUUGAUAUUAUGAUUAUUCGUCAAAAUACGGAAGGGGAAUAUGCUAUGUUAGAACAUGAGAGCGUUGAUGGCGUUGUUGAAAGCAUGAAAGUGGUAACUAAGUCAAAUUCAGAACGAGUUGCACGAUGGGCUUUCGAAUACGCCAGAAGGAAUGGAAGAAAAAAGGUUACAACAAUACACAAAGCAAAUAUUAUGAAAUUAUCCGACGGAUUAUUCUUAGAAACAUCCCGUCGCAUCGCUAAAGAAUACCCAGACAUAGAACACAACGAUAUGAUCAUCGAUAACUGUUGCAUGCAACUCGUUUCGAACCCACACCAAUUCGAUGUGAUGAUGAUGACAAAUCUUUACGGAAGUAUUGUUUCGAACGUCGUUUGCGGAUUAAUCGGAGGCGCUGGACUUUUAUGCGGAAAGAAUUAUGGGGAUCACUACGCCAUUUUCGAACCUGGAACUCGUAACACCGGAACUGCGAUUGCCGGAAAAAACAUAGCCAACCCCAUUGCGAUGUUAAAUGCUUCCGUGGCUAUGUUACAACAUUUGGGACACACCCGCCAUGCCGAAUUAAUUGAAAAUGCUAUUUUGAGAACUAUUUGUGAGGAUAAUAUUCGUACUCCAGAUUUGGGAGGAUCAAACAGCAGUACAGAUGUGGUUCAAAGCAUAAUUGACCAUAUUUUGCAAGCAGACAUCCGCGCCUGAGGAAAAUUUUGGGUUUACUGCUACAGGUGAACGAAUGUUAAGUAUUAUUUAUUAUUAAUAUUAUUUAUAACUAAUGUAUGUAUAUUAGUGUACAUUUAAAAAAUUACGCAUGCGCAAAACGUUGAUUUUUUAAAUGAGAUUUAUUUUUUGGUGUUAUUUUUGAAGUAAAACAAUAGAGUGUUAUUGAAAAUGGAAUGUAUUGCGUUUCAAUAAAUAUUACAAACGUA